Messenger RNA from Hippoglossus stenolepis (Pacific halibut), 1955 nucleotides. It is a transcript of the gene thumpd2, whose product is annotated as THUMP domain containing 2. Gene Ontology annotation, molecular function: RNA binding; tRNA (guanine) methyltransferase activity. Lineage: Eukaryota; Metazoa; Chordata; Actinopteri; Pleuronectiformes; Pleuronectidae. The transcript is spliced from 11 exons. The record is from RefSeq and is a predicted model, not a curated record. Gene Ontology annotation, biological process: tRNA methylation. Bases 64 to 1824 code for a protein of 586 amino acids.
CGGUGUCAACAAACGAUCCAACAUGGAGCCGCUCAGCAGCUCGAAGUGAGCACGAGGAUCAUCAUGUCUGAGCCUGGCGGUGAGGGGGGGUGUGUUCGGUACUUCUGCACCGCCGGUAACGGGAUGGAGCCUUUUCUGACGGAGGAGCUGCGGAGGAAGCUGGAGGCGGAGGAUGUGACCCAGCUCUCAGGGAAGGUGUUGUUCAGCUCGUCGGUGAGGAUCCACAGAGUCGUGGAGCUGAAGGCUGCAGAGCGACUCUUCCUCCUGUUGAAGCACGAGGCGCCGCUGCAGCUCUGCUCCCUCACCAGCCCAGCCAAGGCCGCCGCUGUGCUGAAGUCCAGACUGCUGGGCGACAGGAACCAGUGGACCAGCGCCGCGUUGACGUGGAGUCGCCUGCAGGGGGAACUAGCUCAAGGAAGAAGAACCGCUGCCAACACGUCGAGCACCCCCCAGGGGGUGAUGAGUAGGAAAGAGGAGGGGAGAGGGAGUGAAGAACAGAUGGAAGAGGAGGGAUGGUGCGAGAGUGGAAAGAGAGCAGGGGAACAGAGGGAAGAGGAAAGAGAGACCAGGGGGCUGAGAGGAGGUGAAGAUCCAGAGGAAGCACAGACUCUGGAGAAGAAGAGGAAACGAGAGAUGAGCAGAGAAAACUGUGGAGUUGAAGAGCAGAUGCUGGAGAAAAGGAUAAAGAGGAAGAACGACGAGGAGGCUGCUGAGAAAGAGAGACAGGAUGAAGAUGAUGAAGAGGAGAGGAGGAUGAUAAGUAGCAGAGGAUCAGUGCAAAGUGGCAGCAAGAAGAAAAACGACUUGGCAGAGGACUGCUCUGUGGAAAACAUGGAACAUGUAAAACCUGCAGGAGGAGCAGAUCAGAAACCAGCUCAGCUCAGCAGGAUCACACCAGAGAUCACUUCCUCUGUCACGCUCUCGUUUCGGAUCAGCUGCAAGUGCACGGGAUCUGUGUCUCGACUCUUCAGCUCUCAGGAGGUGAGCAGAGUGAUGGGCGUGGGAUUGAGCCGAAUGAUGAGCUGGAAGGUUGAUCUGAAGAAUCCACAGCUGGAGGUGAAUGUUUAUCUGAGUGACGACCUGUGUCUGCUGGGGAUCCCACUGAGCAGGUUACCUCUGGCUCACCGCAGCUACAUGAAGACCACCGGGCUGAGGUCGACGAUCGCCUGGGCCAUGGCGUCACUGGCUCACAUUCAGCCAGGCUUCUGUGUGCUGGACCCGAUGUGCGGAGUGGGAACCAUCUUGAUAGAAGCAGCGCAGGAAAACAAGGCCGCCUGUUUCCUGGGCGUGGACAUUGAUGACAGACAGCUGCAGAAGGCCAAUGAGAACAUAGAGUUUGCAGAAUUGAGGAAGAGGAUACAGCUGCUGAAAGCUUCGUCUAUGGCGCUGCCUCUGCCCAGCGCCAGCGUCGAUGCCCUGAUCUGUGACCUCCCGUUUGGCAGGAAGUUUGGCACCAAAACAAACAUGGCUGCCAACCUGCCAGUCAUUGUCGCAGAGAUGGAGAGAGUUCUCCGAGUGGGUGGAUCCCUGGUUCUGCUCCUGAGUCCUCAGUUGUCCUUUCUCCUGAAAAAACUCCUGGCUCCAAAAGACCCGAUGCCUCAACCUGGAACCAAAGACUGUCCGUGUCCUCCUCUGUCUUCUACAGAGCAGCAGACUGUCCAAACGCAGCAGGGAGUCAAACCCUCACCUCCCCAGGAAAGAGACACUCAGACUGGGCAACAACUGCCUCCACCCCCCUCCUCUCUGAAGCACCACACAACUCUGAGAGUCAGUUUAGGUGCCAUAGACGGACUCAUCCACAAAUAUGUUAAAGUUGAUGCUUGAUCUGUGUUGAUGGAAGUCACAUUUUUUACUUUUUUACUUGCCAGGUUUUAUUAGAACUACUCUACGACACAUGUGUAUUUGUUUCCAUGUGGUUUUUAUUGUAAAUUUCUUGAAUAAAUACAUGUUUUUUU